Uncinocarpus reesii 1704 is the source of this 2787-nucleotide messenger RNA. RefSeq lists its product as uncharacterized. The record is from RefSeq and is a predicted model, not a curated record. The transcript has 4 exons. Bases 1 to 2787 code for a protein of 928 amino acids. Lineage: Eukaryota; Fungi; Ascomycota; Eurotiomycetes; Onygenales; Onygenaceae.
AUGCCCCCUUCUCUAGACUCACCAGGCGCCUUCUCGGUUUCGUCAGUCGGGCGAUCGUCAGUUACCGCCGCGACUUCGAUUCAGUCGAGAGACUCGCUCAGGAGUCUACAAUCCCAAAAAUUCUCCUAUCCUCGGUCGCCUGGAAGCCCUGGCUUCGCGUCGUCUCCCAUCCGCAGGAAACCGCUUCCUCCACAUGUCGCUCCUUUGACGAGCAAGACCGGCGAUUCUCAGUCGCCCCUCGCUUCUUCUACUAUUACCACCGCCUCUUUCUCUUCCGCCGCCAUAAUCAACUCCGCAAACAAGACAACUUCGCCAAUAUAUCCGCCAGCAGAACCGUUUACUGUGAGAGACCUUGACAAGUUCCCCCACGGUCAGACCCCUCUACAUACGCCCCACGGCUCCCUAGGAGUCUUUCCAAUACCAGAAGUUUCCAACACCAGAGCCGUCAAUGUCUCCUCCCUGGAAAAUCCCGUACAUACUCGUCUUGCUAGCCAGCCGGUAAUACCAACCAGCAACCAAGAUCCUGCUAUACGGCAGGAGAAAGACCACAAAAGAUCUGUUACGAUGGCGCUACAUCCGCCUUCAAAUCGGCCGCCUCCUUUACGAAUCGAUCUGAACUCUCGCACGAUGUCAUCCGGUUCCAACGAUUAUAAUAAACAACUCCCCAAAACCCCAGGCAACAGGAUAACUUCAUUUUUUGGUUGGAAAAAUGCCACCUCUCCUGGAACCGAAUCAAACAGCACGGAAAUAUCCGAUUCCAUUCUAUCGCCGAUGCCAUCCCCGAUGAUUGCAUCUACCCAGCCGUCUGCUCAAUCAUCACGAUUCCCGUCGCGGGAUUCAUUUGCCGCUCCGUCUCCUAAACUUCCGCCGUACAGAGCACAGACGAUGCCUGUUGACCACGCCGUAACCUCGAAGCUGGCAGAAUUGGAAACCGAACUCCGGGAGAUCAGCUGCGAACUGGCAGGUUCAAUACGGCGAGAGAUGGAAUUGGAGGACUUGGUCGAACGAUUGCAGAUUGAAAUGAACCUGCCGGAUGCAAACCAUCGGGGCAGUGACUAUUUCUCCGAUUCGGGCUACGGUUCCGUAAAAUACGCCCUAAGUGACGCAGGCAUAUCCAGGACGGAAGAUAUUGAAAAAAUGAAACGUUCAUUAGAGCAGGAACGAGCUCAGCUAAAAGUUGAUUUGUCUCAGAAAGUCCAAGAAGAGAGGUCCCGUAGACAAGUUGCUGAGUCUCACGUACAGAUUUUAGAAGGUCAAGUGAACCAGCUCCGGCGGGAGAAAGUGGAUGCCUCAAACGCAGCCGCCAGAGCAAAGGAGCUUGAAGCUGCUCUAGAGGAUACGCGUCGACGGUUGACCGAAGAAAGACAGUUAAAAGACAAUUUUGAAGACCUGCUCACCGCGAUGAGAGUUGAAUUAGAGCAAAAUCGAAAUGAACGAGAUCAGCUUGAAGCUCGCAUGCAGCAAGAGAUCCAGGUUCUUCGAAAUGAGAAUUCCCUCCUAAGUCAAAGCCGGAAGAUGACUGCCGAGAUUCAGCCCGUUCAAUCUCGUUUCAAUUCUAUAGCCGAAGAAGAUGGAGAGCCGCCUGCAAGAAUGGCUGGACUCUCAAGGUCGAAUUCUCUUGCGCGAAUUCCGCCAAGCCGACCAACUGGGUUGUCAAGGUCUGGAUCCCUAUCCCGCCCGAGCUCUAUAAUUGGUAAAGACCGCGAGUUCCGAGAAUCAUUGGCAGAUAAAGUGAAAGAUGUUGAAAUGCAACGGGACGCUCUUCAUCAAACAGUUAAGAGCCUGCUUGAGUGGCAAGCGUACCAGGCGAAAGCACACGAAAAACGUGUCCGAAUACUGGAAGCGGAAAUAAACCGCAACAGGCAAUCGGACACACCCCGAAGACGAGGAUAUGAACGGGAGGUCGGAACGUUAAGAGAAGAAAUCAAUAUCCUAAGACGUCGUGCAGACGACGCCUUGGAGCAAAAAUGGCAAUGCGAAAAAGGCCUAGCCGGUUUAAAAAUGGACCUUGAUCGAGCAGAGCAAGAGACGAGCUCAUUACGGGCACUUCUGCUCGAGCAUGCUGUCAAUCCUGCGGACCAUGGUCUAGCUGACGAUCUAACCGACUUCCAGGCCACAGCAAAAUCUCUCGAAGAAGCAUAUAAUCAACUACGGUUGAGUAGCCACGAGCGUUCACUCUCUGCCAAAGAGUCUGGGGCAGAAGACGACCUAAUAAGCCAAGUACUCCAGCAAGUUGCUAUGAAUAGCGCACUCCGCAACAGACUUGCCCAGGCUAUCGGUCGAGGGGAACAGGAACAGAAAGCUUCAGCUGAAAGGAUCAAUGAUAUGCAAACUAAACUCAAAUUCCUUGAGGACACUUUGGUACUUGCACAACAGCAGUCCGAGGACGAAAUGGCAAAACACGAACAGGAAAUCUCAGUUCUAAAAGAGAACCAUAACGCGCAACUGUUCCGCGCGAGAAAUGGAAUACGCAGUCCUGCGUUGUUGUCCCCUCUGCUUCCGACCUCGCCAUUCUCCGGUCCGCGAUCCCCGCGCCUCCAGGUCACUACCAGCGGGCCUGGUAUCGCGUUAAAUCAAGCUGUGCAUGUUGCAGACCUUGAAGUGAAAGUCAAGGAACUUGAAAAGGCUUUGCGUGAUGCGGAUAAAGAAAUGGAGCAGGUUGUGGGCAAAAUGAACAAGGCGCAGAUUGAAGUUUUUGAACUUCAAACUGAUAGAGACGAAGCGCUUCGCCAAACAAGGAAACUUCAGGCCCAAAUUCUCGAGCAAAUCAACAACCGCGACGCUUGA